Chiloscyllium plagiosum (whitespotted bambooshark) is the source of this 903-nucleotide messenger RNA. RefSeq names its product scrapie-responsive protein 1-like. Gene Ontology annotation, cellular component: neuron projection terminus; Golgi apparatus. NCBI's taxonomy places the organism in Eukaryota, Metazoa, Chordata, Chondrichthyes, Orectolobiformes, Hemiscylliidae. The record is from RefSeq and is a predicted model, not a curated record.
UCUUUACAAACAGAGGAUAAUGCAAACGAUGACAUAUGUCCCCUGCAGACCCUUAACACAGGGUUAAGGGGGCUGGGUGAAGGCAGUCUCUCAUUCCUCCUGCACUCAUGCAUUCAACGCUUCCUUCCAAAGUGAAGUGGCUGUUUCUUUUCUCUUUUAACACGUAAUGUUUCCCCCCUGGAUCCUGGCUGUUGAAGUGAGCUAGUUAUUUUUAAUCCCUGGAUGGCUGAGGGGGGUGGGAGAAGAGAGCCUGUGAGCUUUGGCUACAAGCUGACCAGCACAAAGCCCCGUUUGUGGCUGCUGUCUCUACAAACCCAUACUGAGGGAGAGUGCCCAGGCGUUCACAUCUGUCCUCCUCAGCAGUAGGCACACACUACUCUAGAAAGCCUCCAGUGGAAAAUGAAAAAGCCCAUUGUUCUUAUGCUUUUGAGCUUGCUGCUGGUUACCCAAGCCAUGCCGACAAAUCGUCCGUCGUGUUACAAAAAGCUGUUGCAGGGUCGAAGCUGCCAUAACAUCCCCGAAGGGACCGAACACUUACGGCUCAUAGACCAGGGGUUGACGGAUCACUUCUGGGCUGGGGACGACUGCGAGAUUGUGUGUUAUUGCAGUUUCCAAGAAUUGCUUUGCUGCCCUAAGGACAUAUUCUUUGGACCAAAGAUUUCUUUUGUGAUUCCUUGCAAUUCCCAAUGAAAAGAAAUUUAACAGCAGCUUGAAAACCAUUCACUGGUCUGCAAUCAAAGAAAGGGUUACCUACUCCCUGCGUAUAGAACUUUACAAAAUCUCCUGUGAUUUUCCUAAAAUGUCAUUUGUAGAAUGUGCCCCACAACACAUGUACUUUUUUGCAUGAACAAUUGUUAAGUUAUAUUUUAAUUUCAAAGAUUGAAAUAACAAUACAGUGCAUGC